AUGACAACAGGAAUCUUCAAAUACAUCGAUCCAGCCUCGUACGACCCCACAGAAACAGAGCCUUUCAAAAAGGCCUGGGGUAAAGUCGACGGCCCAGGCAUCUCCUACAAGCUCACCGAGCGAGAACGCAAAGUCACAAACCUACGCGGCCAAGAGUCAGACUUCACAACCGACACCUCCGGCUUCGCCUUAUACAACUUCCCCGCAACAGAGAAAACCUUCACCGAGGAUGCAACAGUAAAAUCAGCCUACUACGCAGAAGUAGAAGCUCUUCUCCGCGCCAAGCUGCCCGGCGUGAAAAAGGUCACUAUCUUCGACCACACCAUCCGCCGCCGCACCCCAGGUUCGGCACGCAGUCCCGUGCAGCUAGUUCACGUCGACCAGACGCCGAAAGCUGCGGAGGCGCGAGUCCGGCGACAUCUCCCGGAAGACGAGGCGGAGGAAUUAUUGAAGGGUCGGUAUCAGAUUAUCAAUGUGUGGCGACCGAUUCAGAAUCCGGCUUCGGAUUUCCCGUUGGCGCUGAUUGAUUGGCGGAGUACGGUUCCCGAGGACUUCGUUGCUGUUGAUCUGCUUUAUCCGAAGGAGUGGCGGGAGAACGGGGAGGUUGCGCCUGAUCCUGCUUCCAUUUCUUCGACGGAGGGCUAUGAGGUUAAGGGGGAGACUUAUAUGAUUGCUCCGAAUGAAGGACAUCGGUUCUACUAUGUCAAGGAUAUGACGCCGGAGGAGGUGUUGUUGCUUAAGUGCUUUGAUUCGAGGAGUCAUGCUAUGACUGGGGGGAAGACGGAUAUUGCUCAUGGGACUGGGCAUACUGCUUUUGUGGAUCCGCAGACUCCUGUUGAUGCGCCGGGGAGGCAGAGUAUUGAGGUCAGAUGUUUGGUUUUUUAUGAAUAG
This is a messenger RNA of Penicillium bovifimosum, 891 nucleotides long. RefSeq lists its product as uncharacterized. NCBI's taxonomy places the organism in Eukaryota, Fungi, Ascomycota, Eurotiomycetes, Eurotiales, Aspergillaceae. The coding region runs from base 1 to 891 and encodes 296 amino acids. The transcript has a single exon. Gene Ontology annotation, molecular function: oxidoreductase activity. The record is from RefSeq and is a predicted model, not a curated record.